Messenger RNA from Nematocida homosporus, 2433 nucleotides. RefSeq lists its product as uncharacterized. The transcript has a single exon. The record is from RefSeq and is a predicted model, not a curated record. Lineage: Eukaryota; Fungi; Microsporidia. Bases 1 to 2433 code for a protein of 810 amino acids.
AUGGGUUAUAGACUCGAAUCUUACUAUGGACAGAAUGAUCUUUAUGAAUUAGAUAAGAAAGUUCUGGAUCGACGAAGAGGUGUACAAACUGCUUAUAAGAUUGAAACCUCUAAAGAUGGCAAGGAUGUCAUUCUACCGGAUGCGAAAGAAUACCGCGUAUAUCCUAAAUACACAGUUAACAAUAACACCAAGAUCUAUGACAUGACUCAAAAGGAGAUAAAAAGCCUAUAUGACUUUUGUAUGCCGGAUGGCCCAACUAAAAAGGCCGAUCCAACCUUAGCUGAGAAGAAGACGGAGCUGGCCAAUAUAGUUACGAACUUCGCCCAAAAGGAGACUAUCGAAAUAUCACAGAAUUAUAUGAAGAGCCAGACAGUUAAAAAGACCAAAGAGGAAUUGAAGAAAGCCGAUGAACUAGCGAAAGUUAUCUCCAGGUCAAACUUUAGGCUAACCUUAGAAGAUAUUGAUAAUGCGACAGAGCCAAUUCCUGGGAAUGUCCCAGCACGUAUUACAGAUAAACUUCCGAAUUGGUUUCUGUGGGAGCUCAAGAAUACGUUUAAGAUUGAUACAGAGAAGAAGCUUUCUUUGGUGCGUCUCUUUCUACCUGAGCCUAAACUGCCCCCGUUGAUUACUGAAGACCAAAUGAAGGUGAUGGAUCAGGAAAUAACAACCCUUUUGGGCCAGAACCCAAUCAACACUUCUGCGGCCUUUAUCGACCGAAAUAAGUACAACAACCUGUCUUUCCGAGAAAAACAACUUCUUUUCCGAGCUAUUCAGAGACUGCCGGAUAUUAUCAAAUUAGAUGCUUAUGACCUUCCCAAUUACCUCAGUAGUGGGAAAGGACCCGAGCAGCGAGAUAAGGUUCGCCAGGCUCUUACCCAUAUCUUUACCCAUGAACAUCUAGGAAUCAGACUGUUAGAUGAGAAGAAAAACGAACAGCUUACCAAGAUCAAAAAGCUGAAAAGACAACUGAUUUUUCAAACACCUUAUCUGUACCCUAAGUUGUUGAAGCACUAUGAUGAGCUAACCAAAAUCCAUUACCUGCAGAAAGACUGUACCAGCCAUGCAGCUUACUUUGGCACACCCUACAAGUUCCAGGUCCUUGAUUCGUUCCAAGAUAUUAAAGCGCUUCGUGACCUAAUAAUUCCCUCUAAAGAAGAACCAGCGUACAACCGAUUCGUAAUUCUACAGCCUCCAAGUGUGGUAGACUCUGAUUCAGUCAGAAUUGCCGCUGAGCAUCCUUUCUACAUACCUCAACUAAGUCUGUAUGGCCAUAUCGCCCAAUCCCUCAAUAAUCUCACUAGUGAGCUGCGAUAUACUGAUGAGUACAUCCAAAGGAUUCAUUCUCUCGAAGACCAGUUGAUACUGGCCAAACAAGAAAAAGAGGCCGCUCAAGGAACGCCCCAGGCUGCGGCAGCGGCGGCUGCCUAUAAAGCCAAAUGCUUUUCGACUUAUAUGGCGAUCAACAAUAUUUACGACAGCAGACUUCCACGGCCUAUCAGCUUCCUUAAUCAGAUCUGGUAUAAAAUCAAGAGAUCAACGCACAAGUUCUUUUUGGGUAACUACAAUCUCCUUGCCGACUAUCAGCAAUCUCCCUCUAAAGGUAUGAACUGGCUUCACAAGAAAAUGAACAGUCUCAACAAACGAUCCGACUUUUUAGAUAUGCUGAUUGCUGAUGAUACUGCUAGCAAGCAAAAGUUAUACCAAACUCUCAAUGGAUCAGUAAAGACCUUAAGCGAUGUACUGGAUCGGGUUUCCCUACGCGAAGAAAAGUACGAAACCCAAUCAAUGAGUGCUCUCAUGAACACACUUCUUUUAGUUAUGGGAAUCUUUGCUGUGAUGUUUGGAUCUAUUAUUUUAUCUGAUCAUGUUCUUGGAAGUAUCCAAAUCGUCCCUGAUAGUAUUUACAUGCAAAUACUUACGCUUGGGAAAGGAACGAUGUUACUGGGCACCGGUAUAUUAUUCUUUAUUCUGAAUUCUCUGAUUCAUGCCAUGUAUAUUUAUGGUUUCAAUUUCUAUAUUUUCAUACAAGUCCCUAGAUCUAAUUAUUUCUUAAACCAGAUCAUCUUUGUGCUUGCUGUUACCUUUAUUGCAAUGCUUGUCAGUCUUUCCACCACCAAAACUGACCAAGCCGUCCGCAGUGGUAUUGUUAUCAUUAUAGCUUCCUGCUUAGUUUUGAUGUUAAUUGUUUAUGACCAUGCGAUUAUCAAGUAUCAAGAAAUGAACUCCAAGGACACCAAGCUUUCACGGAAAGACAGGAAAGUUCGGGUUAGGCGCAAAGUCACUCUUUUAGCCACCCUCACUAUAUGUCUAGGUGUCCUCUUCAUUUUUGCAUUGGCCAACUAUACUACUCUCAAAGCUCCGCUUCUUGCAGCAGCUGCUAAAGCCAACAACCUCCCCACAACCCAUGCGCCCACCAUCACGCCUUUAUCAUAA